Messenger RNA from Eutrema salsugineum, 1421 nucleotides. Its product is annotated as protein SENSITIVITY TO RED LIGHT REDUCED 1. Gene Ontology annotation, cellular component: cytoplasm; nucleus. NCBI's taxonomy places the organism in Eukaryota, Viridiplantae, Streptophyta, Magnoliopsida, Brassicales, Brassicaceae. The record is from RefSeq and is a predicted model, not a curated record. Bases 418 to 1281 code for a protein of 287 amino acids. The transcript has a single exon. Gene Ontology annotation, biological process: microtubule-based process.
CCCCUGUAUCACUGGGCGACUCGGUAGCACUAAACUCAACUCCAUUGCAUCACAGAGUCAACUCCGUCGCCUCAUAUUCCAAGUGUCAGCAUUAUCUUCUUCUUCUUCUUCUUCUUCUUCUGUAUCGGAAGCUUUCUUCGAUCUUCCUCUUGCGGUUUCGUUUCUAAUCGUAGAUUUUUUUUUCUGUUCCUUUUCGAAGGUUUUUGUCGAUUCAAAGUAGAUAGAUCGGAAUUAGGCAAAAUAGAUUUGAUAAAUCUAGUUGCUGUUGUGGAAGAUUCGCUUAGAUUUUAAGUUUCCGAAUCGAGAUUUUGUUGUGCUGUUCAGGUAGCGGAACCAGUUAUGUUAGGAAUCGUCGCAUAGAGUAUAAACCCUAAUUUUGGAGGCCCUGUGUGUAGUGGUGCAAUUGAGUAAUUAGAUAUGGAAACCCAAUUUUUUAUGGAAGCAAAUGUUGAAAAAUCAAGUAGUGAUGGUGAGUGGACAGUGGUUUUGCCUAGUAAAGGAAGAAGACAGGGGAGAAGAAAACCGAAACCUAAAGUGCAAGAAGAAGAAGAAGAAGAAGAAGAAGAAGAGCAACCAUGGCAAUCGGAUGAUCUUGAAGUUGAUCCAGAGAGGCAAUCAAGACUAAAGCAGAAGAUGGAAAUCUCUAUGAAGAAAAUCGAAAGCUCAAAGUUUUACACAACAUUCUUGGAGCAGCUCAAGUCUGCAGAGGUUUCAGACCAGUUUCGUCUCGUGUUAGGCACUGAAACACGGCUCCAGGUGGUGAUGUAUGGUAUAGGAAGCAUCGAGUCUUAUGAAUCUCCAAGGUUUCAGCUGAGCAUUGCAAUCUUGAUGAAGAAAGAGUUUGAUUGGAUAGGUAACAUAGAAGUGUUCGAUCCAGUCCUGUCGGCGACUGAAUCUAGUGUUCUACAAUCUCUAGGAUGCACUGUUCUAUCUAUGAACGAGCAAGCUCGCAGGGAAGCCUUAAAGCCUACUCUUUUCUUCAUGCCACACUGUGAGGCCAAUCUGUACAACAACCUAUUGCAAGCAAAUUGGAGAGUGGAUCGAUUGUCCAGAAUCGCAUUGUUUGGGAACAGCUUUCAGAUGUAUGAGGAGCAAGUGACGUUAGACCCGGAAGUCAUCCGUGCCACCAAACGGAUCAUAGCUGCACGAAGUAUCACGAGCGAGUUUGCUAUUGAGACGGUAUCUGAUGAUUAUUUUGCAGCUUUCCAUGAUUCAAGCUGGCAUUUUUUCAGCCCUGGUAUUGAUUCAGAGCUGCCAUUGUUGGUUUCAGAGGGAUUUUAGAUCAUUGUAUCAAAUGCUAUUCGUUUCUGCAAUGCUAAUCUUUAUUUUUGUUUUUUUUUUUGUCUGUUGUUUCCUGCAUAAUCUUUUAGAGGGUACAAACCCAAUUGAACUAUUGAAGUGAUCAUUUUGCAGUCAAUAAA